AUGAUGAUGAUGAUGAUGAUGAUGAUGAUGAUGAUGAUGAUGAUGAUGAUGAUGAUGAUGAUGAUGAUGAUGAUGAUGAUGAUGAUGAUGAUGAUGAUGAUGAUGAUGAUGAUGAUGAUGAUGAUGAUGAUGAUGAUGAUGAUGAUGAUGAUGAUGAUGAUGAUGAUGAUGAUGAUGAUGAUGAUGAUGAUGAUGAUGAUGAUGAUGAUGAUGAUGAUGAUGAUGAUGAUGAUGAUGAUGAUGAUGAUGAUGAUGAUGAUGAUGAUGAUGAUGAUGAUGAUGAUGAUGAUGAUGAUGAUGAUGAUGAUGAUGAUGAUGAUGAUGAUGAUGAUGAUGAUGAUGAUGAUGAUGAUGAUGAUGAUGAUGAUGAUGAUGAUGAUGAUGAUGAUGAUGAUGAUGAUGAUGAUGAUGAUGAUGAUGAUGAUGAUGAUGAUGAUGAUGAUGAUGAUGAUGAUGAUGAUGAUGAUGAUGAUGAUGAUGAUGAUGAUGAUGAUAGCAUUUUAG
Molecule: messenger RNA, 504 nt
Organism: Schistosoma mattheei
Lineage: Eukaryota; Metazoa; Platyhelminthes; Trematoda; Strigeidida; Schistosomatidae
Source: the annotation of a GenBank genome assembly